AUGAAUACAAUCCCAAAUGAGAGAACAGGUCGAAGUCAACAUCGUCAAGAAAUAUCAAGUCAACAGUAUAAUGACUUCCAGGAAGAUCAUGGAAGGAGAUACCGGCAACGGGCGACAAAGGUCAGAGGCACCAGACUAGGGACUGAAUGCAGCGCUAGAAGAGCUCGCAAAAAGGGGAGUAAAACUAGGCGGUCAGAGGCACCAGUCUUGAAGUUAGAAACCAACUCAAUUAGCCCGGCGCCAUAUAUACAAAGAAAACAAACAAACUCACCACCUUUUGAUCUCACGGUUCCCUCUCGGUUCAUUCAGGAAAGCCCACCAGAUUCCGAUAAUCAUCCGGUUCCUUGCCAGAGCUACACACGAACUCGGCCACGAAAACGUUCGAGGACAAGAACCCUGCAAUCACAGACGCCGAGCCAAGAUAGUAAUUCUGAUGUCUCAUACCCAGAAAAAUCCCACAUUCCACCUCGUAAAUCAAUUGUUUCUAAGACUCGGCCAUUGCGGGAGUUUGUGUCUGAGAACGACAUCAAACGUGAGGAUAGAAGGUUUCAUUCGUCCGAGAGAUUGGAUUCUGCAAAGUUUACGUCCCCAGGACAUUUCAUUUCCGAUAUCAACGCGCCCCCGUCAUCCAGUUCUGCCCGCCUUAUAGAACCUAUGCCUCUUCCACUCAAUAUCUACCAAAACAUCAGCGCGAUCUCAUUUGAGGAAACACAUGGAACAUCUAUCGAUGUUAACAACGCCAUUCAUGAUAGAGAGGAAUUUGAGACUUCCCGAAGAACUAUGGGCGGUGCUAAAUCGAUAGAGCCCAAGAUUGAGCUAAAGCACCCUGGCACAUUGGUUGAUUUUGGGCGAAACAGCAGUCAAAGUAGAAUUUCUACCACACCCCGUUCUUCUGGAGAUAUAGAUAUAGCGCAAGAUCCAGUGCCUGUGGGACUAGUAAUGAAUUCCAUAAUCCGUCAAUCUACACCUAUACUAAACCCAUCACCGAACUCGCUCACAACCAACCUUAAUUCUCGAGAGAGAAGCCCCCAAUGGUCUGAUGAUAUAUCAUUGAACACUAGCAUAGGAGCAAGUGACCCCGAUAUCGCUUCAGACUCCCCUAUCAGACUUGAUUCGGGGGCAAUCUCUCCAACACUUCUUCGAAACAACAUUCCCCAUGUUUUUAUGGUUUCCAGCUCACAUAUGAAUACUCGAAUCAGCGAUCGCUCUAGGGCAGACUCGCAAAGCUCCCCAACAAAUGUCAACACAACUUAUACUUCAGAAGAAGUCAUAAAUUAUCACUCGCCUUCCAGCUCAUCUUCAGAAUCUGUUGCCUCAAAGCCUUACUACAGGCCCCUAGGCUCACCUGUAGCUUCAGAUACUAGUUCUGUUAUCAGUAUGGCUGGUUAUCUCCUUGGAGCUGGUAUCCUAGGUCGCGAAUCUAGAGAUAGAUUUGAACUCAACGAUCUAGAUUCUGUAUAUCGCCCAGUAGCAAGCUCUAUCGAAUCCUUUGAGGCCGGAAAAAUCGGAACUCAUUUUGUCCCCAACUCAAUGUCCUCCUCUUCGACAUUAGGCUACGAUGUGAUUUGCGCGUCGCCAUCUCUUGAUGAUACCACAGUCCGCGACGACAAUCAAAUUGCAUCCUCAAGACUCCCCGGAAAUAUAGGCAGUAAGGCUGUUUCCCUUUCUAGAACGCCUAUGUUAGUAGGAUUAAGAGAUACGAACACAGUUGGUAUAUCAUAUGGGCCACCCCAAAACUCACCAGGGUCAGCCUCAAACGGCAACUCGCAGGGCCGUCGAGAAAAUCACGUCUCCACUUCAGAGGUCACAAUACAUUAUCAUCCAGGAAAAUCAUCAGCCAGUACUGUUUCUCGGGGGCCUCAUGUAAGCAAUUCACGUGGAAAACCCUUUAUUCCUCCAGUAACAAUUACUCAAAACCCCAAAAAUAUUGCUGCCCCACGGAUAGCAAAUCCAUUACCUGAACGGAUUGACACUAGGGGUAUAAGGCGUCGUGGGGUCAAAACAGAGGAAUCGCAAAGAAUGCGAGGUGCUGGACAUGAGUUCCAGGGUAUGCAGAGAGCUGAGCAGGUGCAUAUGGCAAACUUUUCCAUGGGGCAAUCUAAGUAUAGAGCGACAGUGGAGAGUGUUGUUGAUAGUGAAGAUGAAACAAAUGACCCGAAUUUUACAGAAGAUCAGGGGUGA
Messenger RNA from Morchella importuna, 2181 nucleotides. RefSeq lists its product as uncharacterized. NCBI's taxonomy places the organism in Eukaryota, Fungi, Ascomycota, Pezizomycetes, Pezizales, Morchellaceae. The coding region runs from base 1 to 2181 and encodes 726 amino acids. The record is from RefSeq and is a predicted model, not a curated record. The transcript has a single exon.